Messenger RNA from Alternaria alternata, 1119 nucleotides. RefSeq lists its product as hypothetical. Lineage: Eukaryota; Fungi; Ascomycota; Dothideomycetes; Pleosporales; Pleosporaceae. The record is from RefSeq and is a predicted model, not a curated record. Bases 1 to 1119 code for a protein of 372 amino acids. The transcript is spliced from 4 exons.
AUGGCGUUCGCUGAGCAACAAGACUGGCCAGACCGAACUCUUAACAUUCUUGUUCCUACCACCAUCUUGUGCGUAUUAAGUACCGCAGUGUUUAUAUGGCGACUUGUCUACGGUAUCAAGGCUAAGCGGAAGCUUGUACUAUGCGAUUAUCUCCUCAUAAUCGCUACGAUGCUGAACAUCGUGACAACGGGCCUUCGUUACCGAACCUGUUACCAUGGUCAGGGCCGUCAUAUGGCAGAUCCCAGUAUCAAAAAACCCUACGAUGUUUUGAAGUAUAUGUACUUUCUCUGGAUUGGACAAAUAUUGAACAUUCUCGCUGUGGGGUUGUUGAAGUAUUCCAUAUGUGCCCUCCUCCUGUCACUAAAGUUCUCACGCAUAUACCUCACGGUGAUAUGGGCUUCGAUUCUGAUGGUAACUGCAUUUAACAUGAUACUGCCUCUCAUGGGAUGCUUCUGUACCACGCCAUUUGAGGCGAACUGGAACAAGACUUUGAAAGGAAAGUGCUUCAUGAAAUUUGGAACAGGUCUCACGUACAGUCAGGGAGUUGCUAACUGUAUCACUGAUGUGAUAUACGUCGUUGCACCCAUCAUAUACCUAUCAAGUAUCCAACUACCAAAGCGUACCCAGUGGGGUCUUCGCAUCGUCUUCUUACUGGGAUUAGCCGCAACGGCCUGUUCAAUUGCAAAGACCGUUGAGCUUUCCGCCCUGAUGAAGACGCGGGAUCCAAUGUGGGACGGUACCUACCUCUCCAUCUGGUCUGCAACCGAGCUCUCAGUCGGCGUGCUUAUCGCAUCUUUGCCUCCACUACGAAAGCAGUUCGACGCAUUCUUCCGACAUGUUCUCUCUUCGAUGGUGACCAGAUCCAAGGCGCAAGCCAGUGGUAACGACAUACCGCUAUACAACGCCAGCCAACAGUUUACGAUUGGCAGUGGACCAAAGAAUGGUCGCUCACGAUUCCAGCGGGACGAUAUUGAUGACGGAGAUAGCGAGAAGUACAUAUUGGAUGACUCUGUGCAGCCUGGCAAGGGUGAGAUUACGAAGACGAUUGUGAAUGAGGUGCGUAGUGACGACAGGAAUAGCGUGCAGGUGCCAGACAGAGCGUAUAACGCGUAUUGCUAG